AUGGACAACCCAAUCCCAGGCACCCUCAACUGGCGCCUCAGUGCCCACCCCAUAACCCUCGUCACCUUCCUCGCCUUCCGCAUCGCAAGCCUUCUAGUCUACCUCCUCGGCCUCCUCUUCACCGAAAACUUCGUCCUCAUCUUCAUCAUCACCAUCCUCCUCCUCGCCUCGGACUUCUACUACCUCAAGAACAUCGCCGGGCGCCGUCUUGUCGGCCUACGAUGGUGGAACGAAGUCGAUGCCAACUCGGGCGAGUCGCACUGGGUGUUUGAAUCGGCGCCGCAGCCGAAUGAGCCGGGCGGGAAGUUGGUGAAUGCGACGGAUAAGCGGUUCUUCUGGUUGGCGCUGUACUGCCAGCCGGCGCUGUGGGUGGCGCUGGCGGUGGUGGCGAUUGUCAAGUUUGAGUUUAUUUGGUUGACGCUUGUUGGUGAACCAUUCUCAACGAAUGACAUCUUCACUUCAACCACUCAUACGCGUGAGCAGUACAAGAUGCAGCCACCAAAGACUAUCCUCAACCAAGCCAGCAGAAUGUCCACCAUUCCGCCACCCACCAAAACACAUGACAAGGUCCACACCUCAAAAACUCACACCCGUACCAUGGCCGCCACCACCGUUAACGUCUUCCCGCGCCUAAGCAGCUGCCUCUCUCUCGAAGCCGUGCUGGACAUCUACGAGCUCACAGAAAUGAUCCUGCUCGCCAUGCCGAAGAGCGACAUGCUCCUCGCCGCCGCUGGACAUCCUACCUUGCGCUACAUGUUCCAAGCCUCCUCUGCUGUGCGUAGACGUCUGGAGACCGACAUCGAUGAGCGGCAGGAAGUUGCUUUCGUACGGUACCAAAUGGAAGACGGGUCAUUGCUGGUCAUCAGGCGUUACGCGCGCACGGAAGUCAUCGCGCUUAUCUCGGAGACGGAGACCGGGAAGCGGAGGACUGAGAUGGUGUGUGGAAAGGCGCUACGUGUUGAGUUCAUCGACCCAACCAAGCUGGCAAUAGGCCGUUUCGUUGACUGGAGCCUCCGCAUUGUAAGAGAGGGUGGCAGCGUUCCAGUAUCGCACAAGGAGGCAGUCUACUGUGGCCAGCUAGAGGACUACCUGAACAGGUUCCACGCAUCCCCGCCAGCCUAUCACUAG
Molecule: messenger RNA, 1128 nt
Organism: Saxophila tyrrhenica
Lineage: Eukaryota; Fungi; Ascomycota; Dothideomycetes; Mycosphaerellales; Extremaceae
Gene: TVP23
Product: Golgi apparatus membrane protein tvp23
Exons: 3
Coding region: 1-1128 (375 amino acids)
Biological process (GO): vesicle-mediated transport; protein secretion
Cellular component (GO): Golgi membrane
Source: RefSeq, a predicted model, not a curated record